UUGUAAAAUUUCGGAAUGUGAAAAAGACGAGGAUUCUCAUUGUUUUUUUAAUGGUUAAUUGCUUUAUAGAAAUCUCAUGUCUGCCUUCAUUUCCAAAGUUCCACAUCAGCUUAAACAAGGAUCAACUUCAGAAGUAUUUUCAAGUAAACCAUCACCAUGAAGUUCCCGAUUAUAGCCUGGUAAAUAUUAAGAUGAAACGACCUCAUGCUGCCUCCAGAGAACAGCAUCGUCUGACAUCAAGGGGACAAUUUCGUCCCGAGAAAGAAUUUUUUGUGGCGUCCCAGUCGAUUUUUGGCCACGAAGUUCAGAUGCAGCUGAUGAGGAACGACCACCUUCUGGCUCCAUCCUUCAGAGCUAUCCGCAAGGGGGACGAUGAUACAGAACAUGAGGUUGCAGCCUAUGGCCGCCCGUUGUGUCACUAUACAGGCAUGAAUGGAAGCAUGUCAAUGGCAGUUAGCAUGUGUGAAUACAGCAUUAAUCGAGGCUUGUCCGGAAUCUUGUUGCUCCCGAGCGGCGGGGUUCAGAUUCAACCGGUUGAUGACGAUCUCGCUGAACUCUUGGGUCUCAACCAGGCAGAGAAGAAGCGAUCUCACAAGGUUAACGAUGACGAGGUGAUGCAUCUAGUUUACAAACCAAUGAAAGGGAAAAGACUGUCGGUUCCCGAUGAGAAGUGGGAAGAUGAGCGUUACAUUCCAUCCCUUCCCCGAUCAGAAUACGAGCUAGAUGACGACGACAUUGUGAAAUAUUUAGACUUCGAAGAUUCGAACGAGGUCGAAACUGAUAGAAACUCGAAAGAGAAGGGUUCAUCCGAGACUUCUGCUGACACUAUGGAUUCCGAGGAUGGUUCACCGAAGGAAGGCACUUCGAAGCGCAAAGGAGACGGGAAAUCUUUGUUCAUGGAGCUUGCCGUCUUCUUCGACCAAAAAGGAUAUGAAUUGUUCUUGCCGCACGUCAAAUCAGAGGAAAAUCUUGUAGAUUUGCUACUUGGCUUCGUCAACCAGAUGCAAGCCCUGUACCAACAGCCUACUUUGAACAAACGGCUUCAGAUCAGUCUGGUGCGAUUAGAAAUGAUGAAAAAGCAACCGUCUGACCUUCCACAUGCAGAGGGCGAAAGAGAUACAUUAUUGGACAACUUCUGCAGCUACCAAGCGAAGAAAAACCCGGAAUCGGACAGCGAUCCUAACCACUGGGAUGUUGCACUUUAUAUAUCUGGAUUGAAUUUUUUCGCUAUGGAAAAAGGAAAAAAGAAUGGCAUUACAAUGGGCUUAGCUCCAGUGGGUGGAGUGUGUACGAAGCGUCAUGCUUGCGUCAUCGCCGAAUUCGGAACAGUUAGUGAUGACGGCAGACCUUAUCCAUCAGCUGGUUUGCUAUCGACAUACGUCGCAGCGCAUGAAUUAGGUCACAAUUUGGGAAUGUUCCACGAUGGUCCUCCAAACAAUGACUGUCCUUCGAAUGGUCAUGUAAUGUCACCCAGUAGAGGAACAAAAGGAGAAACAACUUGGUCCAGUUGCAGCUCCAAAGUUCUUGAAAAAGCCGAUAAGAAAUGCCUGUACGACGUUCCUCAAGGUUCAGCUGGCAAAGGUCGCGAUCCCACCAAGUACGAAGGCAAACCGGGGCAAGAAUGGGAUGCGCACGACCAGUGCAAAGUGUUCCUCAGAGACGAAGAUGCCACUUUGCUGAACGACACAGUCCUCGCGAUGGUGUGCCAGGAAACGCUAUGCAAAACACCUCACAGAAUAGGAUACUACGCCGCUGGACCAGCGUUGGAAGGCACAUAUUGUGGAGGGAAAAAAUGGUGUCGUCAUGGUGAAUGUGUGUCUUGGGGAUCUGAGAAGUUACAAGUGGUAAAAGGAGGAUGGUCAAAGUGGAGUAAAGGCAAAUGCAAGGCUGGAUGCAUUAAGAAUUCUAGGGCUGUAGUCAUUGAUAAAAGAUACUGUGAUAAUCCCAAGCCUAAAAACACCGAAAAGACUUGCGAAGGCGAUAACAUUCGAAUUCAUUUCUGCGACGAUUCCAAGCUGUGCAAAGCACGUACUGCUCCUGCUGAUUAUGCCAAGCAAAGAUGCGAGUACUUCUCCCAAUAUUUACCUGAAGUCACACCACAUGGGACACAAGUGAAAUACAAUGAGAAACGCCAGUGGCAGUCCUGCGCGGUAUACUGCAAAAUGAAGUCCGGCACGUGGUACACCCCAAGACAAGAGUUCAACGACAUGGGCAUCGACACUUUCUUUCCGGAUGGCACCUGGUGCCACAGCGAUGGCAGAACCGAUUACUUCUGCCAGAACAGGCUGUGCCUGCCCCCUCCGGUGAAAGGCCGGUCCUUGAGUCCUGGCAGCUAUACGCCAAAUGGUCGCAGGCCGGAAGUCGAUGUGCCUGUACUCAACAACGCUCAUCCGAAGGGAAACAACAGAUCUCCGAAAAAGCUUCAGGAAUAUUUUCAGUACAAAGAGGGCAAAGCACCCCCACCAAUCCCCAAACCUGAUGAACUCAGCAGGCCAAAGGAAGAGGAUUAUGAAAUCAUUGAUUACAUAUCACCGCACUUUACAUAA
Molecule: messenger RNA, 2546 nt
Organism: Uloborus diversus
Lineage: Eukaryota; Metazoa; Arthropoda; Arachnida; Araneae; Uloboridae
Product: A disintegrin and metalloproteinase with thrombospondin motifs adt-1-like
Exons: 16
Coding region: 51-2546 (831 amino acids)
Biological process (GO): proteolysis; extracellular matrix organization
Cellular component (GO): extracellular matrix
Molecular function (GO): metalloendopeptidase activity
Source: RefSeq, a predicted model, not a curated record